AUGGGCCGAGGUAACGGAAAUCCAGCUCCUCAUUCCUCCGAUCAAACCCCAUUCCAACAUCCAUCGCCACCACCACAAGGCUACCCAAACAAUCAUGAAAACCCACUAUCAGCCUCACCCUUUCCUUCACAACCAGAUGCUAAUUUGGCUCACAAUGAUCGGAAUCAGAGCCACCCUCAGGCCACUCGUUCAUUCGUACCUCAGUCGCCAGAAAGUAUUCCGCCACCUGAAGCUUACCCACCUCAGAAGCCACAUACGUACCCACCUCAACAAUCACCAUCAGCAUACUCACAUCAGCCGGAAGGUGCUAGUAUGCCGCCACCUGAAGCUUACCCACCUCAGAAACCACAUACGUACCCACCACAACAGUCACCGGCAGCAUACCCACCUCAGCCGGAGGCUGUUCAGUUUCCUCCUCAGCCACAGCCUGUUCAGUUUCCACCUCAGCAGACUAGUACUCAUCAACAAGCUUACACUGCUCCUCAAAGUAACAACUACGCCUUUCCUAAUGCUCAGCCACAGGUGGUGAAUUACGGUGUAGCUCCGACAGGAUAUCAAACGCCGGUUAAAAAUGGCCCUCCGGAAGGGAUUGCUGUUGGAACUCAAUACCUUGCUCCGACUCAGGAAUGGACGAAUGGUCUCUUUGACUGUGCUGAGGAUCCAGAAAAUGGUAAUUUCAACUACAGCUUCCAAUUUAUUCAUUUAAUUUAUUUCUUGAAUCCAUUUAACUCUUGUAUUAGUAUUAUUAUUUAUAACAUUUUAAGAUAG
Molecule: messenger RNA, 768 nt
Organism: Lactuca saligna
Lineage: Eukaryota; Viridiplantae; Streptophyta; Magnoliopsida; Asterales; Asteraceae
Source: the annotation of a GenBank genome assembly